AUGACGGUGCCUCUUCCCUCCACUCCUCCGCCCCCUCGGGAUUUCCUCACCGAGUACUCUCUAGGCCGUCACUUAGGCAAGGGCGCGUUUGGCGAGGUCUUAGAAUGCACGCAUAACGCGACGGGUCGCCAGUUCGCCUGCAAGAGAAUCGACAAGCGAUUAAUCACCUCCGAGUCGGACGCCGCGGAAGUGCGGAAGGAGGUCGCGAUUCUGCAGCAGCUCACCGCCGCGGGCCCGAGCCGCCACGGCGGAAUCGUGCAGCUCGUCGAGGCGCUAGAAGACGGCGCCGCGGUGUACCUCGUUAUGGAGCUAUGCGAGGGCGGGGAUCUAUUCGAGCUGAUCAAAUCCGAUCACGCGGCGGGCAUGCCGGAGGACAUGGCGCGGGAGAUAUUCCGCCAGGUGGCGGUGGCGGUGGCGUACUGCCAUGCGCGCGGCGUGCUGCAUCGCGAUAUUAAACCCGAAAACAUCCUCUUCACAGGCCCCAACCAGUCCGCACCCGCUGCAGAUUCCUGCGCGGAAUUCGGCGCAGAAUUUGGGGCCGCGGAAUGCCCGCAGGAAGAUUCCGAGGAUUAUUCCGCCGCCGCGUGGCGCUGGCGGGUGCGCGUGGCGGACUUCGGGCUCGCGCUCUUCCUCCCGCACGGGCAGAUGGGGCACGGCAUGGCGGGGAGCCGCUUUUACACCGCGCCGGAGAUGGUCCGCGGGCGCAAAUACGGCAAGCGCGCGGACGUCUGGAGCAUGGGCGUGGUGCUCUGCGCCAUGCUCACGGGGCGCGUGCCCUUCGCGGGGAAGGACCGCGCGGACGCGGAGGGCCUGCGGAGGUCGAUUCUCCGCGGGGCGAUCAACUUCUCCGCGCCCGCGUGGGCGCCCGUGAGCACGGGCGCGCGCGACCUCGUUCGGCGCAUGCUGGAGGUGGAUCCGCGCAGGCGGCUCAAGGCGGCGGAAGUGCUGCAGCACCCGUGGGUGCUCGGGCUCGAGCUGCCGGAUCUCACGGCGGCAGAUGCGGCGGCGGAUGUAAUGUCGGCGGACCCUGCGGGAUCCGGGGAAAAGGUUGUUCCAGUGAAAGCGCAAGCGGAAUCAAAUCUCGCGGUAGCGGAAUCAAAUCUCGCGGUAGCGGUAAAGGCGUCGUGUCCUGUGGAUUCGAAGGAAGCGGGAGAAGUGGAGAGAGAGAGGAGGAUGAAUGCGAAGGAGAAGGAGUUUCAGCAGCAGACGGAGCAGCAAGCGGAGGUUAGCACCCGGGCGGUUUCUAGCAGCGCUGCUCCUCCGCCCGUCGCUCCCCCAGCCUUUUCUCCCCGAGCUCCACCCACUGCCCCACGCGUCGCCUCCCCUCUCCGCUCCGCUGCUUUUCCCUUUCGCCCUGCGUCCCCUGGUCGUCCUGUUGGGUCUCCAAUUCCCAUUCGCCCCAUCGCUCAGCCGCCUCUUGGUUCCGCUACAGAGCGAUUCAAUAAGGUCUGGCAGCAACAGGAUCGCCCGCAGCAGCUCCCAACGUGCCACCCAACCACCCCGCCCCCUCCAUCACCAGUCUGCACCGCUCUCAAAACCCCCUUUCCUCUUUGCGGAAACGCACCUCCCCUUGCCCCGCAACAACCGCUCAACCUGCCCGCACCAGCAGUUUCUUUCUCGGGCUGCCCGUCGUUCAACUCCCCCUGCCCGUCACAGUCCUCCGCGUCUCAGUCCACCCCACCCUCCUCCGCCUCUCGCUCCUCCCCGUCCCGCUCCUCCCCACCUCCUCUCUCCUCCUCUCUCUCCCCAUCGCUCUCCAACUCCACCGCCACCUCAGCGUCAACUUUCACUCGAAUGGAAGCAGCAGACAUGGAUGAUUGCGGCAUGGCGGAUGGGGCUGGUGGCGUGGAUGGCAUGGCUGCGGAUGGCAUGGCAGGGGACGCGUCUCUUUCCAUUCCGCUCAGCCUCUGCCCGCCGCCCAUUGCUGUGUGCCGGAAAAAGAGCCGCCGGGAGGAGUACGAGGAAGCUUUUGUUCCUGGCUCUCCCUGGUUCUCCCCGCGGCCUCUACCUCUCACCCCCGCCCAGUUGACCCACAAGCAGCAGCAGCAGCUGCACCAGAAGGGCAGGAGGGAGGAGUGUGAGGAAGCUUCCUCGGCUUUCUCACCCUGGUUCUCCCCUCGGCCUCUCCCGCUUGUCGCCGCCCCGUUUUCACAUGAGAAGCAGCAGCAGAAGCACCACUACCAUCAGCAACAGCAGCGGCAGCAGCAGCAGCAGGUGCAUUGCCCUGUGGGGUCAUCCCUGUCAGGGGAUGAGUUCAGCAACAACAGCAACAUGUGCGGAGCCUCCUCGGCUCUCUCCUUCCAAGCAGCUUCCCGCUGCUUCAUGGCCUUCAAUCCCUGGGGAUCUCCGUGCAUCCACACCAUGCCUGAUACCACCACCACCACCACAACCACCACCACCACCACCACCACCACUGGUGGUUCCAGUGGUGGCAUUGGAUUCAGUAACCAUGCUCCUGAUUCAGGGGUUGAAGUCCCGGCAGAGGGUUUCAAGAAAAUUCCCCUGCAGUCUUUGUCGAAUGAGAACCAGCCGCCUGUUUAUGUGGCUUGGGAGAGUAGGCGCACAUGUGGCUUGG
Molecule: messenger RNA, 2575 nt
Organism: Closterium sp. Naga37s-1
Lineage: Eukaryota; Viridiplantae; Streptophyta; Zygnematophyceae; Desmidiales; Closteriaceae
Source: the annotation of a GenBank genome assembly